ACGAGGCGCAGAACUGACCGGAUGUUGACGCAGAUCUAGAAAACUAGGAGUCAAAAAACGCGCGUUUCUCUGCAGAACUGAAUGUUCCGUGGGGGGGGCAGACUUCCCCUUUAAGUCCGCCGACCUGCACCCCCCCCCCUCUCCGCGUCUCCUCCCCGUCGGCAGAACCUAGCAGUCGGUUCAGCUCGUCGGUCGGCGGCCCCGUCCUCCGUCUGUCUGUCCGCGGUGCAGCUGCAGCUUUCUGCCCCUGCCAUGCUCCGGGUCGGCCCGCUGCUCCCCGCCCUGCUGUUCCUUCUGCUUCCGGCCCGGAGCCGGGGCUAUUUCCCGGAGGAGCGCUGGAGCCCCGAGUCCCCUCUGCUCGCUCCGCGGGUCGUCGUGGCGCUCAUAUGCCGCAACGCGGAGCACUGUCUGCCGCUGGUGCUGGGAGCCAUCGAGCGUCUCAACUACCCGAAGGACCGCGUGGCGCUGUGGGUGGCGACAGAUCACAACUCUGACAACACAACAGCCAUUCUAAGAGACUGGCUCAUCCACGUUCAGAAGUACUACCACUAUGUGGAAUGGAGACCCCAGGAGGAACCCAGUCGCUUUACGGAUGAGGUGGGGCCAAAGCACUGGAAUAAUCUUCGUUAUGAACAUGUGAUGAAGCUCCGUCAGGCCGCACUGAACACCGCCCGUGAAAUAUGGGCAGACUACAUCCUGAUGACCGACUGUGACAACCUACUCACCAAUCCUGAUGUGUUAUGGAAGCUAAUGAGCGAGAACAAGACCAUCGUGGCUCCCAUGCUGGAGUCCAGAGCGGCAUAUUCCAACUUCUGGUGUGGGAUGACUUCACAGGGUUACUACAAGCGUACUCCAGCCUACAUGCCCAUCCGCAGGCAGGAGCGUAGAGGCUGUUUUGCCGUACCAAUGGUUCACUCCACCUACCUGGUAGACCUCCGAAAAGAAGCCUCCCGUAAUCUAGCUUUCUACCCGCCACACGAGGAGUACAACUGGGCCUUGGAUGAUGUCAUCGUCUUUGCUUACUCUGCUCGCAUGGCCGAUGUGCAGAUGUACGUAUGCAACAAGGAAACCUAUGGGUAUUUGCCGGUACCAAUGCGGGCCCACGCCAGCCUGCAGGAUGAGGCAGAGAGCUUUUUACAUACUCACCUGGAAGUCAUGGUGAAAGAUCCACCUUUAGAGCCUUCCAGCUUCCUGUCCGUCUCCCCGAAGCAGCCUAACAAGAUGGGCUUUGAUGAGGUUUUCAUGAUCAAUCUGGUGCGGAGGGCUGACCGUCGGGAGCGAAUGCUCCGGAGCCUGUACGAGCAGGAGAUCAGCUGUAAGGUUGUUGCUGCAGUGGACGGCAAAGCUCUGAACAUCUCUGACAUGGAGUCACUGGGAAUUAGAAUGCUGCCAGGAUACAAAGACCCGUAUCAUGGCCGGCCGCUCACCAAGGGGGAACUGGGUUGUUUCUUGUCUCAUUACAACAUUUGGAAGGAGAUCGUAGAACGCGGUCUGGAGACCUCCUUGGUGCUGGAGGACGAUCUCCGCUUUGAGGUGUUUUUCAAACGGCGUCUUCAGGCUCUGCUGCAGGAAGUGACGACACACCGCUUGGACUGGGACCUGAUCUACAUCGGUCGGAAGCGGAUGCAGGUGGACCGCCCAGAGAAGUCCGUUCCAAACAUUCACAACCUGGUGGAGGCAGAUUAUUCCUACUGGACUCUGGCCUACAUUCUGUCCAAACGAGGAGCGCAGAAGCUCCUGGGGGCGGAGCCUCUGAGCAAGAUGCUUCCCGUUGACGAGUUCCUUCCCGUGAUGUACAACAAGCAUCCGGUCUCGGAGUACAUGGAGCGUUUUGAGAGGCGGGACCUGCACGCCUUUUCCGCCGAGCCGCUUCUAGUGUACCCCACCCAUUACACCGGCGAUCCCGGCUACGUGAGUGACACGGAAACCUCGGUCGUCUGGGACGACGAGACGCUGAAAACAGACUGGGACCGGGCCAAGUCGAGGAAAACGCACGAGCAAGGGGAGCUGAGCUUCGAGGCACAGAAUUCCGAUGUGCUGCAGUCGGAACUGGAGAACUGGAGCGCACGGGAUGAGCUGUGACCAAAAAAAAAAAGAACCCCAAGGAUUCCAGAACCGAGGGGCGGAAAUUCAGGGAUCCAGAGAUGAUGGAGUUACAACAAAACUGUGACAGAAGGUCAAAGCAGGAACAGCAGAGAUGAUCGACGCCAAACAGACUUUUGCUCCAACACACUAACUCCAACUGUGGGAUGUUUUUUGUUUUGUUUUUUUGGGUGGGGGUGGGGGUGGGGGGGUUAGAUGCAGUCAGCUCCUGAAGAUCCAAACAGCUGUGGUUUUUAUUUUUCCAUGACUUGAUUCACUCGUUACUUUUGUAAUUGGCUUUUGUGACCACAGUUUUCAACGGAGGAAGAAGUCUGUGCUCAAAGCCAUAAGCCAUAAGAAUAUCAGUGGAUAUUCUUAUUUUAGAAAGAAUAUUCUACAGGAUGAAAAUAGAAACUGUUGGCGAGAUUCAAACUGUAACAGUUUGAAUCUGUUAGGGUGUUUUUUCUGUCUACUUUUCUCCUUUUGUUCUUCAGCGUUUCUUCUCUCAAAAUUCAUUUUGUUCCUGUCAUCUUCACCACUCAGUUUUAUAUUUUCAUAAUAAAUUUUUCAAUUUAUGACAUCGGAUUUAAAAAAAAUGUAUUUUUGUUGAAAAA
Molecule: messenger RNA, 2696 nt
Organism: Oryzias latipes (Japanese medaka)
Lineage: Eukaryota; Metazoa; Chordata; Actinopteri; Beloniformes; Adrianichthyidae
Product: procollagen galactosyltransferase 1
Molecular function (GO): procollagen galactosyltransferase activity
Source: RefSeq, a predicted model, not a curated record